Messenger RNA from Aspergillus brunneoviolaceus CBS 621.78, 1049 nucleotides. RefSeq lists its product as uncharacterized. The coding region runs from base 135 to 914 and encodes 259 amino acids. Lineage: Eukaryota; Fungi; Ascomycota; Eurotiomycetes; Eurotiales; Aspergillaceae. The transcript has 4 exons. The record is from RefSeq and is a predicted model, not a curated record.
AUCCGCCUCUGGGGAUCCGCAUGAUCUUCCUCCUCUCGGUAACAUAGUUCCUCUUGCAGCACCUCAAUCAGUGGACCGUCGCGUCUAUCACUGCGAGGAAGAGAUAUCUGUCGGUCCUUUGCAACCCUUCUGCAAUGGGGCUGUCCGGCCUUCAACACGGUUCCGAAGAUUGGCCUCUUCCACUUUCCCGGCGAGAAAGUACUCUGUCCUCAUCAACCCAAUCAUCCGGCCAGAUCAGUCCGGGCACCUCGCCUUUUACUUCGUAUCCCCUCAGCAGAACGGCUUCCUCUGUAGGCUCGCGAUCGAGAGAAGCCUCGUGCUACUCGCUACACGAGGAAGUCAUCCACAUCCCGCUCAACAAUACCGUCACCAUUACUUUCGUGCGGAGUAACAAACUGUUCAAGCUCCGUUAUACCUACAUCGACGUACGCAAGGAUACCACUGGAAGCCUCAGAUGCCUAGAGCUCGGAGGUGGCCCUGGCCAGCAAACCCCAUUAAUUCAUACUUUUAACGAGUCGAAAAUCCCCGUCCCACACUUAGAACAUCCUAAACGUCCCAAUGAACCCUCGCUACGAAUCUCUUUUAUGGAAGAGCAGACCGUACAAUCCGCACAGACUGUGUUUACCACCCAACUGUCAUACCAAUUCGAAGAAGAAAGAGACUGUGUUCAAUUUCAGGAGAUCAUCCUAGCAUCCAAAUUAGUCUUUCUUGCCGGAAUAGCAGAAGCCAAGUCGAAAGGCCGUGGAGAGGAGUGCAUCAGUCAGAACCUCCGUAUCCUCCGCGGACCCAAUGGCAAGCAAGUCAUGCUGUUUUUUGCCAACUCCCAGCGGAAAGACCUUAAGCGCUACGUGAAAGUACCAGGUGAGCUGGGACUCCGGCCGAUCGGUCGGCCGGUCGGCCACGGCAGGAUCUGACCGGCUAAUCUCUCCCAGUGAACUGCAUUGACAGUUUUAAUCCCGGCAAGAAGCCAGGGAGGCCUGUGGUAAUCCAGCUCCAACCUAAUUUUGAUAUCCUAACCCAAAUGAAGACGCUACAGAUCCAGUUCCUGG